Molecule: messenger RNA, 1062 nt
Organism: Penicillium olsonii
Lineage: Eukaryota; Fungi; Ascomycota; Eurotiomycetes; Eurotiales; Aspergillaceae
Source: the annotation of a GenBank genome assembly
AUGCGCGCUUGCAAGUACACCCUCGGUACCUUCUGGAAGGAGAUGUUGUUCUACCUCACCCAAGCGCUCUACCAGCGUUGGAACGGCUAUACCGGUACAAGUCUUUACGAGCCAUGGAGUUUGUCCAUGUUCAACACUCUCUUCACAUCGCUCGCUGUGAUUUUCCUCGGCAUCUUCACCAAGGAUCUCGCGGCCCCAACCCUCCUAGCCGUACCGGAGUUGUACACCAAAGGCCAAAAGCACGGCGGCUUCAACAUAUGGCUCUACCUAGGCUGGUCCUUCAUGGCAACCUGUGAAGCAGUCAUCAUUUUCUUCACAAUGUGGUCACUCUACGGUCUCGCCCGCGUGAAUCCAAGUGGCAACGACAUCUUCUCACUGGGUCUAAUGACUUUCUCCGCCUGCAUCAUCGUCAUCAACGUCAAACUCCAAGCCCUGGAAGUCCAUAACAAAACCUACAUGUCCCUGGCAGUCAUCAUCAUCUCCGUAGGCGGCUGGUUCGUCUGGGACAUGAUCCUCGACCGCGAAUACACAAUGUCAUCCGGCAAAGGCGUGUACUUUGUACCCGGAAACUUCCUCCACCACAGCGGCCACAACCUCCUCUUCUGGGUCGUUCUCCUCCUCUCCGUGACAGCAGUCCUCCUCUUCGAGUUCACCGUCUCCACCCUCCGAGCCCUCUUCUUCCCCACAGACGUCGACAUCUUCCAAGAAUACGAACAAGAUCUCGACAUCCGCAAACGCUUCGAAGAAGCCGCCGCCUCAGAACUGCAACAGGGCUGGGACCACGGAUCCAAGAAAAGCAGUUUCGAGCUCGCCCGCGAAAAGGAAGAGAUCGCCGAACUCGAUGCUCGCGAACGCCAGGUCCGUGAACUUCUCGCUCGUCCUCGCGUUAUGGAUAAGCCCCAUGCCGUGGAACACGAAAUGGAUGGGUAUACCAGCGCCAGCGCGACAGCCAGUCAUAAUGGAAGUGUUGCGCGCCCGGAACCCGAGAGACGACCAUCUCUUGAAAUCCAGGAACUGUUCAGUCAGGGCUUUGGAACUGUGCGCAAGGGCCAGCUUAAGUGA